GGGGCGGGCGGGCGCGGGAGGCGCGGGCGGCGGCGGCGGCGAGGAGCGCCGGGUACCGGGCCGGGGGAGCCGCGGGCUCUCGGGGAAGGCGCGGAUGAUGAACAAGCUUUACAUCGGGAACCUGAGCCCCGCCGUCACCGCCGACGACCUCCGGCAGCUCUUCGGGGACAGGAAGCUGCCCCUGGCGGGACAGGUCCUGCUCAAGUCCGGCUACGCCUUCGUGGACUACCCCGACCAGAACUGGGCCAUCCGCGCCAUCGAGACCCUCUCGGGUAAAGUGGAGUUGCAUGGGAAAAUCAUGGAAGUUGAUUAUUCAGUCUCUAAAAAGCUAAGGAGCAGGAAAAUUCAGAUUCGAAAUAUCCCUCCUCACCUCCAGUGGGAGGUAUUGGAUGGACUUUUGGCUCAGUAUGGAACAGUGGAGAAUGUGGAACAAGGUAAUAAGCGAGGAAAUCAGCCUACUGAAUUUUGCAGAGGGGCAUUGCCUGUUAUUUUUAAUGGUCUGGGCUCAACUCUAAGGAAAAAGGUCAACACAGACACAGAAACUGCUGUUGUCAAUGUCACAUAUGCAACAAGAGAAGAAGCAAAAAUAGCCAUGGAGAAGCUAAGUGGGCAUCAGUUUGAGAACUACUCCUUCAAGAUUUCCUACAUCCCAGAUGAAGAGGUGAGCUCCCCUCCGCCCCCUCAGGGAGCCCAGCGUGGGGACCACUCUUCCCGGGAGCAAGGCCACGCCCCUGGGGGCUCUUCUCAGGCCAGACAGAUUGAUUUCCCGCUGCGGAUCCUGGUCCCCACCCAGUUUGUUGGUGCCAUCAUCGGAAAGGAGGGCUUGACCAUAAAGAACAUCACUAAGCAGACGCAGUCCCGGGUAGACAUCCACAGAAAGGAGAACUCCGGGGCUGCAGAGAAGCCUGUCACCAUCCAUGCCACCCCAGAGGGGACAUCCGAAGCCUGCCGCAUGAUCCUUGAAAUCAUGCAGAAGGAGGCUGAUGAGACCAAACUAGCCGAAGAGAUUCCUCUGAAAAUCUUGGCCCACAAUGGCUUGGUUGGAAGGCUGAUUGGCAAAGAAGGCAGAAAUUUGAAGAAAAUUGAGCACGAGACAGGGACCAAGAUUACAAUCUCAUCUUUGCAGGAUUUGAGCAUCUACAACCCUGAGCGAACCAUCACUGUGAAGGGUGCGGUGGAAGCCUGCGCCAGCGCCGAAGUGGAGAUCAUGAAGAAGCUUCGUGAGGCCUUUGAAAACGACAUGCUGGCCGUUCAUCAACAAGCCAAUCUGAUACCAGGGUUGAACCUCAGCGCACUUGGCAUCUUUUCAACAGGACUGUCUGUGCUGCCUCCACCAGCAGGGCCCCGAGGGGCUCCCCCCACUGCCCCCUACCACCCCUUCGCCACCCACUCCGGAUACUUCUCCAGCCUGUACCCCCAUCACCAGUUCGGCCCGUUCCCGCACCAUCACUCCUACCCGGAGCAGGAGAUCGUGAAUCUCUUCAUCCCGACCCAGGCCGUCGGCGCCAUCAUCGGGAAGAAAGGGGCGCACAUCAAGCAGCUGGCGCGGUUUGCAGGGGCCUCCAUCAAGAUUGCCCCGGCCGAAGGCCCUGAUGUCAGCGAGCGGAUGGUCAUCAUCACCGGACCCCCUGAAGCCCAGUUCAAGGCGCAGGGACGGAUCUUCGGGAAACUGAAAGAAGAAAACUUCUUCAACCCCAAAGAAGAGGUGAAGCUGGAAGCCCACAUCAGAGUACCCUCCUCCACCGCCGGCCGGGUGAUCGGCAAAGGCGGCAAAACCGUGAAUGAACUGCAGAACCUGACCAGCGCUGAAGUCAUUGUGCCUCGUGACCAAACGCCAGAUGAGAAUGAGGAAGUGAUUGUCAGGAUUAUCGGGCAUUUCUUUGCCAGCCAGACUGCACAGCGCAAGAUCAGGGAAAUCGUACAGCAGGUUAAGCAGCAGGAGCAGAAGUACCCUCAGGGAGUCACCUCACAGCGCAGCAAGUGAGGCUGCCCGGCACCAGCAAACAACGGAUGAAUGUAGCCCUCCCAACACCUGACCGCCUCGACCAAACACAGCCAGCAGAUCGGGAGCAAACCAAAGACCAUCCUGAGGGGCGAGAAGUCUGCAGGGCAGCGCCCACAACGCCGCCACGCCGAAGAGGGGCUGCCGGGAAUCUGGGGUCCCCAGAGCCGCCGCGCCUCCCCGCCUCUGCAGGCUUCCCAGCCAUCACACCCAUCCACUCGGGCCUCCCCAACCCCCACGACGCUACCCCUUUUAGUUGAACUAACAUAGGUGAACGUGUUCAAAGCAAAGCAAAUUCCCCUCUUUUCUUUUUUUUUUUUUCCUUUUUUUUUUUUUUCUCUUUUGUGGAAAAUCGUCUCUGUACAUGUGUGUACAUAUUAGAAGGGGAAAGAUGUUAAGAUAUGUGGCCUGUAGGUUAUACAGGGUGCCUGCAGCAUUAAUAUAUUUUAGAAAUAAUAUAUCAAAUAACUCGACUAACUCCCAAUUUUUACUCAAUUAAUUAUUAAUUUUGUUUUCUUUUUUCAACCAGAAAGCAGGCUUUUCUAGACUUUAAAGAAUAAAGUCUUUCUUGGGGGGAGGUCUCAUGGUGUAGAAAGAAACCUCAAGGCCACCCACAGAAUUCACCCAGAGGGGAUUCUGGUCGAAGGAUGCACGCAGCAGUGCUGGGUCACCAUGUCUCAGCAGAAGGGGUACCGUCUCGCGGGGGGGCCCGGCCCUCGCCACCUGUCUAGCUCACACCUGUUUCUUUUGGCUUCACAGGUUUUAAACUGGUUUUUUGCAUCUGCUAUAGAACUUUCUGUCUCUCUCUGUCUCUCAUCCCACUCUGUAUCCGUCCCGUAUCUCUGCACCCCAGGCAAAGCAGUGCUCUGAGUCUCACAUCACGCAGGAGGAACAAAUGCGAACACACAAACCAGCCUCAGCUUACACUUGGUCACUCAAGAGAACAAGAGUCAGUGGUACUUGUCCUAGCCUUUCGGAAGAGGAAAACAGGAACCCGUCAAACCAACCAGCCACCCAAACCGAGGAAAAGCCCAUAGAGAAAGAAUGUAUUUUGUCGUUUUACAUUGUGGUGUAUAAAGCCAUCCAUGUUCAGUGAAAUGAUUUCUUUUCAAAACAAAACAAAAAAAAAAAAAAAGUGGAGGAAAAUAACAAUUUACACAAGGUUGUUGGCCCAGGGCGUUAAAAAUUUACAGAUUUUUUAAAAACAAAAACACACACAAAAAAAGCUACCUCAGGUGUUUUUUACCUCAGCACCUUGCUCUUGUGUUUCCCUUAGAGAUUUUGUAAAAGUGAUAGUUGGAGCAUUUUUUUAUUUUUUUAAUAAAAAUGAGUUGGAAAAAAAAUCAACUGCCAGCCUGGAGAAGGUGACAGGCCAAGUGUGUGACAGCCGUUCUGAAUUGUCUUCCGCUAGCCGAGAGCCUGUAUGGCCUUCUUUUGGACAAACCUUGAAAAUGUUUAUUAAAAAGAAAAAAAGAAGACAAAAACAGAGAGAGAAAAUACUGGAGAGGUCCUGAAUUCCAAUAGGGUACGCGCCAUUAGGGCUUUCUGCGCUAAAGGAUGAACAUGCUCUGGUUUUGUGAACAAGCCAUUUACUGCCAGACUGCAAUGCCAGUUUCCUCUACUGCAAACAGUGUUCUGUGACAAAAAAGGAAAAAAAAAAAAAAAAAAAAAUCUGAAAAAAAUAUAUCCAGCUAACAAGA
Cavia porcellus (domestic guinea pig) is the source of this 3702-nucleotide messenger RNA. RefSeq names its product insulin like growth factor 2 mRNA binding protein 2 (gene Igf2bp2). Gene Ontology annotation, molecular function: mRNA 3'-UTR binding. Gene Ontology annotation, cellular component: cytosol; nucleus; cytoplasm. Lineage: Eukaryota; Metazoa; Chordata; Mammalia; Rodentia; Caviidae. Bases 95 to 1984 code for a protein of 629 amino acids. The transcript has 16 exons. Gene Ontology annotation, biological process: regulation of gene expression; nervous system development. The record is from RefSeq and is a predicted model, not a curated record.